Messenger RNA from Stomoxys calcitrans (stable fly), 2736 nucleotides. It is a transcript of the gene Swt1, whose product is annotated as transcriptional protein SWT1. Gene Ontology annotation, cellular component: nucleus. The record is from RefSeq and is a predicted model, not a curated record. Lineage: Eukaryota; Metazoa; Arthropoda; Insecta; Diptera; Muscidae. Bases 62 to 2431 code for a protein of 789 amino acids. The transcript has 6 exons.
CAUCCUAACAAAAAUAAGCUGCUAAUUCUCAAUAUUAAUCACAUCGCAGUGCGUUUAGAAUAUGGAUAAGAAUAAAUCGAAAAAGACAGAUGAUUGGAUAAAAGCCCAAAGUAAAAGUCGACCUGGCCGCUAUUAUAUGUUCAAUCGUUCAACUGGAGAAACUCGAUGGAUUUCAUGCGACAAAACUUCCGAGGCCAAUGACACCUCUCCCACAAAGAAGGAAAAAACUUUGGAAACACCACCUCCUAAACUACCAGACCCAAAGCCCUUGAAAACACCUGCCCAAGAUCGUCUCAAACGCCUGCAGCAUAACAUAAAACAUGAACAAGCUAAGAAACAGCAAACUAAAAACAUACGGCGUAAGUCCACCGAAGAGCAAGGAACAUCAAAAAAACGCACAGAUAUAAGCAAAGCUGAACAAGAAAAUGUGCAAAACGAACCAUCUAGUUGUGGCAGCAAACUUAAGACUUCCCAAACAAUUCGAGCAACCCGACAAUUUUUGUCCGGUUUAGUAUUACCUGCAGUUAAGGAGACCAAAAGGGAACUCAAGACAUCAACUUCCCCAACGAAAUGUAGCAGAGAUUUACCGCCCGCUAAAGUUACACGUCACCACAAGUCCACUGAGGCAAGUGAAACUAUCAAAAAAGAGCGGCAAAGACCUUCUACUAGUGAAGAAAAGGCAUCAAUUUCACCAAAAACCCCUCUUAAAACAUCACCAAGACAAGCCAGGAAGAGAAAACAUUCGCCAUCAUCCACAACAGCAAUAGAUAAGAGCGAUAAGAAAGAUGUUGAAGUUGCAACACCUUCCAAAGAUAACAACAACCGCUGUAAAGAAUCCUUGGACAAUACACCUAGGACUUCCUUACAUUCAACUACCCGCCUUUUAAAAAGUUCUGAAAUUACAACAAAACCAACACUAUACAAAACUGCCCAGACUGAGGAAAUAAAGAAGGGUGAUAGCGGAGUAACGCCUCGCAAAAAGCUUGAAAUAGAUUUGGAGACACAACCUUGUGCCUCGAAAAUUCGUAUGCCUAAGCUCGAAACCCCCUUAUAUGUCGUACAAGAAACAUGUGACAAAAAUUAUUCCAGCUUCGGUUUUAUAAGUAAAAUCAAAGAAUUCUGUAAAUUACCUUUCAGUUCCUACAAAUCACAAGAUAAGACCGACAACAAAAAUGGUAGCUUUUCCAUGUCUCUUCAUUCUCAUAACAAACAACAUAAAGAAGAAGGGAAAACGAAAGUAGCAAAUCAAGUGUUUGACACUCCGCAUAAUUCCUCUGUUUAUAGUACUCCAAAUACUAAUAUAUCUUCGUACCACUCAAACCCAGCAGUUUCUUCAACUCCCGUGCAGCGAACAUUGCAACUUUUUAGGGAGGAACAGAAAACAUUUUCAAAAGAAGGUAGUAGUGGCUUCAAUUUACCAACUAUUUCCUCGUCUUCUUCUUCUCCCAAUACACCCACCAAUUUGAACAUUCCGUCUUAUCAUAUAGGAUCCGCCAACUCCCGUUUAGAUCGUCUUAGACAAUCUCUUUUAGUACAACAAAACAAUGCAAAAAAUAAUACAUUUACUGAGAACGUCUCUUCAAACAUAAGCAACACUUCAUCAACUUUGAAUUCUUCGCAUUCAACACCACAUUUUAAUUGUUCCACUAACUCAGUUUUUCACACUGCCAAUAAUACCUUCAACGAUGAACCAGAAGCUAUGGAUUGGCAACCAAUAAUCAUGGAUGAAAGCAUUGACUUAUCCAGUAGCGAAUCUGGUCUCUCUAAAUUGCUCACACCUCACACAAACCUAGCAACAAAAUCAGUUGCUGAAACAAAGUCAACAACAAAUUCGCUUGCUAAAAAAUUACCUGAAACAAUGGGUGAAAUAUAUGAUGCUGUAAAUGAAAACCUUCUACGUAUGUCGGCCGAAAAGAAAAAUCAUUCUUCUCGUAACAACAACAAGUGGCGAAAGGAUUUCUAUUAUUUUGUGGUGGAUACGAAUGUUCUACUGGAUCAUUUGACAUUUAUAGAAGACUUGACAAAAUUCAAGCUUUGUGACACCCAAGGCAGUAUGUUGUACAUACCAUAUAGUGUUCUGCAAGAAUUGGAUAAAUUGAAAAUGCGUUCUGGUCAUCAAGAGGGUGUUAAAACAUUAGCAGUGCGUGCCAUUAAAUAUUUGAACAAAAAACUUGAGAAUGACUCACAACAUGUUUUAGCUCAAACCGCUGUAGAGGAACGAGACCACUAUAUCGAAGUCAAUUCGGCUGAUGAUAGUAUCAUCAAUUGUUGUUUGCAGGCCAAAACACAUGUACCAAAUAUACUCCUGCUAACCGAAGAUGUAAAUUUACGUAGCAAAGCCAUUUGUAACAACAUUUUGGUAUCGACAAAAUCUGAUUUGGUAUCAAAACGUUACGACAAAGGUUCAUCAGCGUCCAUAAACAUAUCUUGAUUUCAAUGGUGGAAAAUUUUGGAUUUGCGAAAUUAUAAAUUUCGUUGAGAUUCAAAAAAUUUUCCAAAAAACCCCAACAUUAUUUAAAGAAAUCCUGUAAAUUACACUUAUGUAUCUAUACAAAAUAUCUUAUUUACCUAAGGUAAAUAAGAUAUUUUGUAUACCUUUAUUAUAUGUACUCAUAUGUGUAGAUAAUGACCCUGUACAUUUGUAAAUCCCUAACAUUAGCGACUUUCAAUUUGUGAUAAACAGAAAAAAAAUCAAACAAACUUCAACUUUUUGUAUACCAAAGUAAAAUCGAUUUA